Molecule: messenger RNA, 1696 nt
Organism: Girardinichthys multiradiatus
Lineage: Eukaryota; Metazoa; Chordata; Actinopteri; Cyprinodontiformes; Goodeidae
Gene: cd5
Exons: 6
Coding region: 178-945 (255 amino acids)
Source: RefSeq, a predicted model, not a curated record
GUCUGUGGAUGAAGUUUUUCACUGUAUGGAGAAGGUGGUGGUGGGGGUGAGGAGUUUUUGCUGCUCUGCAUCAUUUCCUUUCUCAUCACUUCUGCUGUUGUUGGCGUGUCAACCUAAACUGAACUGUCUGUUCUCCUAUCCUCCAUUUAUCUUCUUUAUCUACUUGUCCCUUCUAUAAUGGAUCUCAGCGCUGUUUUGAUCAUUGCAGCUUAUUCCCUCGUGUCUGCAGGGAGUUAUAGCCAAGAAUGGAACAGUACCACAGCUAUAAGCAGCCCUGACUUAAAUAAUUGCACUGCCUGUUCCUGUACUAACGAGCCUCCAGCUACACCCACUUCCAGCUCCAGCAACUUUUCUCUCACCCUGGGCAUCCUCACAGUCACAUGGACCAAUAAGUGUAAAGGCACUGUGUACCUGGCCCCAUAUCUUACUUUCAACAGCUCUUCCCUGCCUUUCUGCCACAGCCAGGAGAUCCAAGUCCAGGGGAUUUUGGGAAAUGUGUGUCGGAACCUUAGAGGCUGUAAAGGAGAGCCAAAAUGGGGGAGUUCCAGUGAGGAACAGGAGGAAGGUUACAAGAUUACUGAGAAAGGACUGAACAAAACUGACUGCAGGACACGUCAGGUCAAAUGCAAAGUGGAGGAGCUCCCAGAUUUCGAGGGCCAGCUGCAGACCUACAAGGUGGUGACAGCUUUGCUCACCAUCGUACUCCUGGUGCUUUUAUUAAUCCGCUUUACCAGGCCCACUGUCAUGGCCCUGCAGAAGAGAUUAUCAGACAGGAGGCAAAAUCGCUGGGUUGGACCCACGCAAAGUCACAGUGUCUCCUACCAUCGAGGCAAAAGUGCAGUUAAGAACGAUGAUGAAGAGAAGAGAUUUUCAUACCCAGCUCUGGAGCGUCUGACAAUCGGCGAAAGCAGCCCUUCAUGUAACAGAAACCUCUAUCACUUCUAGCCUGCAGGUUCCUCCACCUUCAUGUCCAAAAGUGUCUUCCUCUUCAAGUUAAAGAUCUGUUUUCUAAUGUGAAGCUAUAGAUUGUAUGUAGAAUUACUGCCUAUGCUUGUCAAGAAAUUAAUUUGUAUGAUUUGCAUGACACACAAACAUUUCAUAGUCAUUAGUCCAUCCUAGUGUCACAUCAGUUAUGUUUGUCUAAAGAGCAAAAAAAUCAUAAUAGUAUGAAAGUAAAGGCUGUAGGUGUUUCAGGUGGCUCAGUGGUUUGCUCAGGGCAGGACUGAUGUGACAACACUUUUUAUAGUAUGUUUUUAUUGAGUUUGUAAUUGGAGCUAUUGGUCUUGUGAAGUACCCUGAGAUGACAUGUUGUGAUAUGGUGCUGCAUAAAUCAACUGAACUGAAUUUUGUCCGCUUAGUGGAACAGUCUGUAAUGUUUUAAAGCAUCUAAAAGUUUUCAUAUUUAAUCAAAGCAAAAUGUUAAUGUUGUAAAUGGUCCAAAUGGAAACGUUAACAAGUAGCAUGUGAUUAUUCUGAAAGAUCCAAACUACAGUAAUUUCACUGCAGAGGCUUAUAGGCAACAUCUACAGCGGAUAUAAAACGUUUACACAUCCCUGUUAAAAUGGCAGGCUUUGAAUGAGACCAUGAUUUUGAAAUGUUUUCCACAAAUAAUGUGACAUUUAUUCUGUACAAUAUAACUGAAAAAGAGACAAAUUUAUUUGAGACAAAAUAUAAUAAAUACAAAUAAAUAAAUGCA